AGGGUUUUAGGGUUUGGGUUAGGGAAUUCCGCCCCUAACCGUAACCCUAACCCUAAACACCAACCGUAACCGUAAUCCUAACCCUAACCUUAAAACUAACCCUAAAACCCUAACCCUAGAACCGUAACUCUAACACCCCAGUGAAGAUCGUGCGAGUGUUAAUCUGAAAAAUUACCAAAUUUACUUGGAGUGGGGUGCAGCACCUUUCCUCUCAACCCUCAUCUUUCUUUUCCAAUGGAAUUUUAAAAAGUCGAUGAGGCUUGACCGAAGAUGAAAGUUAUCUGUUUUCUGUGCUUUCUCUCUCGUCCAAGAAAUACUAAGCGGAUAUUUUUUCAAGUGACUCAUGAUAAAGGGACACAACUUAAGUUUGUGACAAAGUUCGAGCCACGUAUUUGCUUAGCAAGCUGCUGAGAAGGCAUUUACUCUUAUUGCAACUUACUUAACUUCUAUGUCCAAGAUGGGUAAAGGUGGAAAACUUGAAGACUUAUUUGAAAGGUUUUGGCAGUGGCGUCUUGAAGACAGCCCUGAUUUUGCUGCUUUUUGUGGGAAAAUGGAAUAUAAUGAUAGAGUAGAUGACUUACGUGUUGAAGCUUAUAUAAAGCAAAAGCCAAUUAUAGAAGGAUUUUUGAAAGAAGCUUCUGCUAUAGACAUGUCAGAUCUUGAUCAUGACUCCAAAAUAAAUCUUCGUUUACUAAAAGAAGAUCUUGAGAGCACUCUUAAAGGUUUAGACUUCAUGGGCUACUACUUUCCUGUCAGUUUCCUAGAAAAUCCACACAUAAAUUUUAUGUUCCGUGUUGACUGGAUGCAGUUUAAGGAAGAAGCUGACUACCAGAAAUAUGUUGCCUGUAUGAAGAGUUUUGUAAAGCAGUUGGGUGAUAUAGAAACUAUUUUACUGGAGGGAAUUGAGAAGAAGAUGAUUUGUCCUAUUGAGUCAGUGAGAGAAGUUCCUCAACAAUUAGAAGACUUAAUAAAGAAAAUAGACAGUGGAACUUCAGUGUUUUUAAACCCAUUUAAAAAGACACCAACUAAUGAGAAACUGUUAGGAAUGGUGGAAGAAACUAAAACACAGCUAUCUGAAAUUCUCCAGAAUCAAUUGAAGCCAGCGUUGCAAAAGUUAAAAGAAUUUUUUGAAAAUGUAUACCUGAAACAUUCCCGUCAAGAACCAGGUGCCUGUUAUUUGCCAAAUGGGAAGGAGUUUUAUGAUGCUUGUGUCCGUUUCCAUACAUCAUCCAACCUAAGUCCUGAAGAGAUCCACAAGCUUGGGCUGUCAGAAGUUGAACGUAUCAAAUCUGAAAUUAUGAAAAUCUACAAGGCUGAGAAUCUUCCAUUGGACAUGAAAGAAUGUAGUAAAUUACUUAAGACAAGGAAAGAAUUCUUUUGUCAAACAAAGGAAGAAUUAUUAGAAUAUGUCAAGAAAAUUUGUGAAGAUGAAAUCAUGCCACUAAUUCCAAAAUAUUUUAAAGAUCUUCCCGAUAUAGAAAUGGUAAUCAAGCCUACUCCUGAAGGUAUGGAUAGUUCUCCAGCCGCCUUCUACUUAGCUGGAACACCAGACGGUUCCCGAAUGGGCACUUAUAUGAUCAACACCAGUAAAUUUGAUGUCAGCCCUAAAUAUGAAAUACCUGCCUUAUGUUUACAUGAAGGAAUUCCUGGUCAUCAUACCCAGGCAUCAGCAGCCUUGAAAAUAGAAAACUGUCCAGCAUUUCGAUGCUUCAUGCAGGAUAUGAAAUAUUAUCUCGCACCUUCUCGCUUUUUGCUUCAUACUGCUUAUAUGGAAGGUUGGGGCCUUUACUGUGAAGCACUUGGAACAGAGAUGGGAUUGUAUACAGAUAACUAUAAACUGUUGGGCCGUUACAAUUUUGAAAUGCACCGAGCAUGUCGCCUUGUGGUUGAUACAGGAAUUCAUGCCUUGGGGUGGUCACGUCAGAAGGCUAUUGAUUAUAUGAAUGAAAACUGUCCUAUUGAUUCCUUAUCCAUUUCAAAUGAAGUUGAUCGUUAUAUUACAUGGCCAGGACAGGCACUUGGUUACAAAAUUGGAGAGCUGAAAAUCUGGGAGUUUCGAAGGAAAGCUGAAAAGGCUCUAGGUAGCAAAUUUGAUAUUCGGGACUUCCAUGAUGUUGUGUUGAAAGCAGGCUGUGUUUCCCUGUGUAUACUUGAAGAACUGGUUGAUGACUACAUUAAAGAAACACUACAGUAAAAUCUAAUUGGUCAACAGGAACAUAUCCAAUAAUGAAACCUGUCAAAUGAUACUGAAAUAACAUAUCCACCUGUAUAAUCCUUCUGAUUAAGACCUUCAUCGCCAGUAAAGAAAGAAUUAUUUCUAAUCAUUUAUCAAUGAAAUAAAUCUCAUAAUUUGACAUAUUUUAUUCUCUAAAACAAAAAAUUUAACUUCUAUUCAGGAAAAUAUCUUGGCACUAGUUUCUUACUUAAAUAUUGAUUAUUUUUGUAUUUGAUUUUUGAAUGUUUUUAAGCAUUGCAAUAUUUUUAUUGUCAUACUGCGUAAGUAAGCUCCUGGUGAAUUAAGUUCAUGACUUUGGUUCAACUCCCAGUUGUAGCUAUUUCACUACAUACUCUAGGGAUUCGAAAAUUUGACAUCAAGGAAAGAGUUCUUCAAGAGAAAGUUGACAGAUUUUGCCCGUCAACUUUUCCCUUAAGAAAGUGUCUGUCCAAAACUUUGUACUCUUCUUAUUAAUCUUUACAAAAUAAUGCAAAUCUUACUGAUGCAGACUAACACCUACUUAUGUCACUAAUAUCAUUGUGAAUGGCUUGAAUGUUACAUGACCUUACUUUCCUUUCUGAGGAUUUUGAAGGAACAAUAUAAUUUUUGCUGAAAUGUAAGCUAAAAUACUGCAUUUCUGUUACCAGUAUUAAUACAAAUGCCAUGUACACUUUUGAAAUUUUGAUCAAAGAAAUAAAAGCAAUUCUAUUAUUUUAUAAA
This is a messenger RNA of Octopus bimaculoides (California two-spot octopus), 2935 nucleotides long. RefSeq lists its product as uncharacterized. The record is from RefSeq and is a predicted model, not a curated record. NCBI's taxonomy places the organism in Eukaryota, Metazoa, Mollusca, Cephalopoda, Octopoda, Octopodidae.